Messenger RNA from Callorhinus ursinus (northern fur seal), 1290 nucleotides. It is a transcript of the gene YJEFN3, whose product is annotated as YjeF N-terminal domain containing 3. Gene Ontology annotation, molecular function: NAD(P)HX epimerase activity. Lineage: Eukaryota; Metazoa; Chordata; Mammalia; Carnivora; Otariidae. Gene Ontology annotation, cellular component: mitochondrion. The record is from RefSeq and is a predicted model, not a curated record.
GCAGAAGAUGCCCGGUGGGGUGGCCUCAAAACAUACCCAGAGACUGCGCCUGGACCCAUCAGCCUUGGCUCACAAAUACGCCUGGACUUUCCUACCUCUGUUGAAACCCUCCUUGUCAGUAGCCCAUCCCUCCAGGCUGGGGUUCGCCCCCAACCCCGCACCCUGAGCACAUCAGUGAGUGGAGGACCUAAAGAGCAGAGCAUGGGAUGGAGGGGCACCGAAGGCGUGUCCCCUUGCUCCCAGGCCGAGACUCCGUUACGGGGGUCGCUACCUGUCUGGUUUCCUUCCCUUCCCAGGGCGGCGCCACUCCUGGCACGAAAGGGUUAAGUGUGCCUGCACCCGCCAGCCAAUGGCCGCGCACAGCGUCUUCGCGGCGCCGCCUGAUUGGCGGAAGCACAGGGUGGGAGGGGAGGAGGCCCCUGUGCCCUGGGAUGCUCUUAAAAGGCUGUGGCUGUGGCAGCCGGGCUUUGGGCACCGGCUCACCUCGGCCAUGAGCAGCGCGGCCCGCCUGGACCCAACGGAGGCGCCCGAGGAGCGGCGUUUCCUCAGCACUGCUGAGGCGGCUGCCCUGGAGCGGGAGUUGCUGGAGGAUUAUCGCUUUGGGCGGCAGCAGCUGGUGGAGUUGUGUGGCCAUGCUAGUGCUGUGGCUGUGACCAAGGUGUUCCCCUUGCCUACUCUCUCCCGGAAGCAGAGGACAGUGCUGGUCGUGUGUGGCCCGGAGCAGAACGGGGCCGUGGGGCUGGUUUGUGCCCGGCACCUGCAGAUGUUUGAGUACGAACCAACCAUCUUCUACCCUACACGCUCACUGGAUCUGCUGCACCGGGACCUGACCACCCAAUGUGAGAAGAUGGACAUCCCCUUCCUGUCCUAUUUGCCCACGGAGGUCCAGCUCAUCAACGAUGCCUAUGGGCUGGUGGUGGACGCCGUGCUGGGCCCUGGCGUGCAGCCGGGGGAGAUCGGGGGCCCCUGCACGCGGACGCUGGCCAUACUCAAGCUGCUGUCCAUCCCCCUUGUGAGCCUGGACAUUCCCUCAGGCUGGGACGCGGAGACCGGUGGCGGCGACACCGAGGAUGGGCUCCGGCCCGACGUGCUGGUAUCGCUCGCCGCGCCCAAGCGCUGCGCCGGCCGCUUCUCCGGCCGCCACCACUUCGUGGCCGGCAGGUUCGUGCCCGACGACGUGCGCCGAAAGUUCGCUCUGCGCCUGCCGGGAUACACCGGCACCGACUGCGUCGCGGCGCUGUGACCGCCACCUGCGUUCUGGCGGCUUGGACCCGCGCCAAUAAACAGACG